This is a messenger RNA of Prunus armeniaca (apricot), 2256 nucleotides long. The record is from the annotation of a GenBank genome assembly. Lineage: Eukaryota; Viridiplantae; Streptophyta; Magnoliopsida; Rosales; Rosaceae.
AUGCAUGCCCGGCAUCGCAAUCCUGGAAAUGGGUACAGGUCCAAUUCCAUGGGUAUGGGGAUGGGCAUGGCUCCCAAUUCUCGGAUCUCCCCAGAGACUUCUCUGAGGGGCCAUAGCUUUUACAACUCCGAACACCGAAACUUCAAUCGCGGUUUUGGCCGCCCCAAAUCUUUCCAGCCACCUCCAGCUCCGCCGCCUCCGCCUCCAGCUCCGCCCCGCAAAGGCGACAUCUUUAUGGAAGCGGGGCGCCUUGCCGCUGAGUAUUUGGUAUCUCAGGGGCUGCUGCCUCCGAAUGCGCUCCCCGCCAAAUGGCAGAACACUAGUUUAAAGAAGCAAGUGGGGGAGUUUCAGGAGGCUGACCAUUUGCAAAUUGCAUCAGAAGGCCGGACUUCGGCUCUUGCUCGGUUGGGGAAUUCGGUUUCGGAUGGAGGGUCAAGAAGGGGAAGGUUUGGUGUUGAUGAAUUUAGCAGCAACACAAGGAAUCAUUUCAAGGGAAAGAGAAGAAAUGGGGCUGGAUCAUAUCGGGGUGGUUAUGGCUCGGAUUGGGGACGAGACUAUGGCAGGAGUGGUUCAUUCUCGGAUAGACAUAGUAGGGCAUCCUCUGAUAGGGAGGGUGAUGAAGGUUCUGUUUCUGGACACCAUGAGGAGCAGAAGCUCAGUAAAGAUGCUGGUAAUAAUGCAUUGCAACAAAACUCCAGUCCAAGCGAGUUGAGGCCUAAGAGUGAGGAUGCAGUGGAUUCGGAAUCUAAAUUGAACAAGGGCCGAUACCCAGAUGAUGAUAUGAGUUCAAAACCAAGUUCUUCUGGAGCUUGGAAAGAUGGUCCAAAUGAAACUGAUGAAGUUGGUGAGGAACCUGCCAAGGUAUCGGAUAAAGAGAUGAAGGAUCAAGAUUGUGCCAACAAUGAGGAAACUGAGAAACAAAGUGUUUCGGAGAACUUACUGAUGCAGCUUGGUGCUGUGGAAGCUGAGGGUGAGGGUGAUUCCUCAGGCAAGAAUGGGACUGACUUGCUAACACUCUGCAAAUUUGCCAAGGUGCCCACUAGAAUCCGCUCAUCAUUGACGCAUAGGGGUCCAAAGGUUGAUGAUCCACUUCCAAAUACCCAAGAGGGGACCACCUCUGACGCUGGAGUCGAACACAAAGAAUGUCAAGCUUUAGUUAAAAACGGUUCCGUUGAUGUUUCUUUAGGUACCACACUAUUAGAUAAAACUCAUUAUGAUAAUUGUCUCAACCCUGAAACUUCUAAAGCUCAGUCCAGUCAUUCUGCUGAAAAUUUGGUAGAAUCAGGUCCUGAAUAUGGUAGUAUUGAGCAGAACAGAUAUGCAAGGUCCCAGUCUUUGCCAGGUAGAGCUUUUGUAAAUGUGCAAGAAUCAACUCAGGGACCUGUAGGGCUUAGGAGUUCCAGCUUUGUAGUUAAGGAAAGGGGUGAAAAAAGGGUUUUGGAAGAACAUGAUCAGCUGGAGGAAGCCAAAAAACCAAGACAAUGGCUUCCUUACAUGGUUACAGAGGCAGAUGAUUGUUUCGAGCUUUCAAACUUGAGUGAAAAGAAAGUAAAUUCACUGGAAGAAAACGGUUCUGGUGAGAAAUUGAUUAUAGCUGUUGAUCAGGAGAGCUCGGUGAUGAAUGAAUCCCAAUCCCAAAAAGAUGGAGGUGAAGCCUGCAUUGAGUUUGUGCAAGAAAAGAAGCCUUAUCAGAAUUCAUUCAAGAUCUGCGACCUUAAUCUCAUGCAGGUUUGUGAUGCACAUGAGAAUCGUGAUACUGAUCCUAUAAUAGAUUAUCGGGCUAAUUCUGGAAUGAAGAAAAAAGUAGCUCCUGUUGAUGUUGACUUAUCAAUGAAUAACUCCAAUGUGUCUGGUGAGAACAGUAGACACACUGUCGAUGUUAAAGAGAUUGAAGUCAUUGAUUUAGAAAAUGACUCUAUCCAAGAAAACAAGGCCUUCAAUGAUGCAGAAAGAAAGCCACAGACUGAAUUUACUCCUCUGGAGGGCUUUCCUAACCAUGCACAGAAUACUAGUGAUAUCCCUGAUGUUCAAGAUGGUUAUGGACUUAUGAUCUCGGAAUUGCUGGGAAACGAUUUCCCAAAUUGUUCUUCAGUACCAGAGGAUCUUAAUUCAAUGCAUAACGAAAUUGGCCUUCAUAAUGGAGAGGAGACUCUUGCCGAUGAUGAUGCAAUAUAUAUGGCUCUUGGAGAAAUACCAUUAACCUUUUUGAGGCCCUGGGAGCAGCCAACCCCGCAGGAGUAUGAGAAGCCCUUUUGA